This is a messenger RNA of Erinaceus europaeus (western European hedgehog), 3065 nucleotides long. RefSeq names its product transcription factor 7 (gene TCF7). Gene Ontology annotation, biological process: canonical Wnt signaling pathway; regulation of transcription by RNA polymerase II. The record is from RefSeq and is a predicted model, not a curated record. Lineage: Eukaryota; Metazoa; Chordata; Mammalia; Eulipotyphla; Erinaceidae. Gene Ontology annotation, molecular function: RNA polymerase II cis-regulatory region sequence-specific DNA binding; DNA-binding transcription factor activity, RNA polymerase II-specific. Gene Ontology annotation, cellular component: beta-catenin-TCF complex. The transcript is spliced from 12 exons. Bases 214 to 1902 code for a protein of 562 amino acids.
CGCCUUUGAUGUGCUGACCCGCCAGCUCCCGGAGCGGCUCUGCCGGCGCCCGCGCCCAGCGCCCUGCGCCCCGCGCCCGCAGCCCGCCCAGGCGGAGUCGGCCCGCGCUCCGCCCGCCGCACCCCGGGCUCGGAGGUCGGGAUCCGGGCUCGCCGCCUCCCGGGCCGGCUCUGCGUCCCGCGCCCCCCCAGCCCUACCCGGGCAGAGCGCACCAUGCCGCAGCUGGACGCGGGAGCGGGCGGCGGCGACGACCUCGGGGCGCCCGACGAGCUGCUGGCCUUCCAGGACGAGGGCGAGGAGCAGGACAAGAGCCGCGACAGCGCCGCGGGCCCCGAGCGCGAUCUGGCCGAGCUCAAGUCCUCGCUGGUCAAUGAGUCCGAGGGCGCGGCCGGCGGCGCGGGGGUCCCGGGGGUCCCGGGGGCCGGCGCCCGCGGCGAGGUCGAGGUCGGGGCCGAGGCUCUCGGGCGGGAACACACUUCGCAGAGACUUUUCCAGGACAAACUUGGGGAGUCUCUGGAGGAUGGCCUGAAGGCCCCGGAGUGCGCCAGCGGCAUGUACAAAGACACCGUCUACUCUGCCUUCAACCUGCUCAUGCACUACCCACCCACCUCGGGAGCAGGGCAGCACCCCCCGUCGUCGCAGCCUCCCAUGCACAACAAGGCCAGUCAGCCUGCCCAUGGUGUCCCCCAACUAUCUCCCCUCUAUGAACAUUUCAGCAGCCCACACCCCACAGCUGCACCAGCUGACAUCAGCCAGAAGCAAGUUCACAGACCUCUACAGACCCCUGAUCUCUCUGGCUUCUACUCUCUGACCUCAGGCAGCAUGGGACAGCUUCCCCACACUGUGAGCUGGCCCAGUCCUCCUCUCUACCCCCUGUCCCCUUCAUGUGGAUAUAGACAGCACUUCCCUGCCCCCACCACAGCCCCUGGCGCCCCCUAUCCCAGGUUCACCCACCCAUCCCUGAUGCUAGGCUCCGGAGUACCUGGCCAUCCUGCAGCCAUCCCCCACCCAGCCAUUGUGCCUCCAUCAGGGAAGCAGGAGCUGCAACCCUAUGAUCGUAGCCUGAAGACUCAGGCAGAGGCCAAAGCAGAAAAGGAGGCCAAGAAACCAACCAUCAAGAAACCCCUCAAUGCCUUCAUGCUGUACAUGAAAGAAAUGAGAGCCAAAGUGAUUGCCGAGUGCACGCUCAAAGAGAGUGCUGCCAUCAACCAGAUCCUGGGCCGCAGGUGGCACGCACUGUCUCGAGAAGAACAGGCCAAGUACUAUGAACUAGCACGGAAGGAGAGGCAGCUACAUAUGCAGCUGUACCCAGGCUGGUCAGCACGGGACAACUAUGGCAAAAAGAAGAGGCGGUCAAGGGAAAAGCACCAGGAAUCCAAUACAGACCCUGGCUCGCCUAAGAAAUGUCGUGCUCGCUUUGGCCUCAACCAGCAGACGGAUUGGUGUGGUCCGUGCAGGAGGAAAAAGAAAUGCAUUCGGUACUUACCAGGAGAAGGCCGCUGCCCCAGCCCCGUUCCUUCCGAUGACAGUGCUCUAGGCUGCCCUGGGUCCCCAGCCCCCCAGGACUCACCCUCAUAUCUCCUGCUGCCCCGCUUUCCUACAGAACUGCUUGCUAGCCCUGCGGAGCCAGCACCGACAUCACCAGUUCUCUCAGCAGCUCUCAGCCUCCCAGCCCCCUGGCCCCCCAUAGGGACCCAGCAGCACCCUGCAGAGUACACAGGCACACCUACAGGGAUCUCAGAGACAGGCAGCCUAGCAGGCAUGAGACAUGUGGCCUCCUCUGAGGGCACACCCUCUGAGAGAAGACAGAGCCCCAGACCACGUGGAAACCGGCCAGGGACCUUGUUAACUUCUCUGAGUACAAGUCCCGGAGAUUUCAGAGGCUGCACAACUUCUGCCUGAACCUGAGGCCAUCAGUUCAAACUGCAAUGGGAAUCAGCUCUAUUCUGUCAUCUAAUCAAGAGCCCCUCAUACCCAAGACAGCCUCCAUCUCUUUUUACCAUCUGUCUUGCCAGUCAUAUGCCCCUAUAUCCCUUGCUUUUCUGCUAUAGAUCAUAGAAGGGCUGGACCGAGCCCAGCUGCCUUUGCUUCCAGAUUUGCCCUCCUCACAAAACACUCCACAGACCAACAACGAGCGUUUAUCAAAAGCCACAUAAGCAUGGCUAUAACCACAAAGCUCUUAUAACAAUGCUUCUCUCUUAAGGUCCUGGAGAAGCUCUGUUUACAGAAAACCAGCUGUUUGUAAGCUGGACCAGAAGGGGCUUCUUGCUAUUCUCAGGAGCUUGCAAGGAGAGGAGGGAAUGGAAUAAGUUUAGGCCUAGCACCAUAGGCAGUAAGAAUAACCUGACACUCACUUCCUUAUCAAGAAAGCGUGGAGGAUGGUGAUGGAGUAUCAGGCUCAAUUUACUUGGAAAUAUUUCCAGAGAACUUAACCUGCCUACGAAGUCCCAGGUAUGUCACUAGUGAAAACAAGUCAUUGUCCAAAAACCAGUAUGUAUCCUUCCCUAUUCUAGAAUCUUUCUCAAAGCUGUCUCCAGCUUACCCAUGUCAGUCUAGCUUGCUUCUUGUGUAUUUAUUUGUGAAGGACAAACCCCAACCUCAUGACAGCCAAUACUCACCUCCCAGAAUGAAAUCAGGCCACCAUCAGUUUCACUAGGGGGCUAGAAAAUAAAAAGGACUAUUCCAACCAAAGCAAGGAGCCCAGAAAGCCUCCAGCAAUGGACAAUGGGUUUUCACCACAGCCUAUUUAACCCAUUUCUGAGCCAAGCUUUAACCCUGAGCCUUAAACAGUUUUAAUUUAACUUGUUUUUGCCUCCUCAAUGUACAUAGCCUGAGUCCAAAGGAAUAGGGCUGUCUGUGUACACCACUCCCUCAUCAAAAGUUCUACUAAAGUUCCUACUUUAGCUACUGGUUCCUCAGAAUCCAAAGAUAUAUUCUAGCAUAUUGUUGCAAGAAGCCUUGAAAGAGAAAAAGGACCAUUGUAGCAUUCAAGAUAUUUUUGUAUUGUUAAUGCAUUGCCAUAGAACAAAUUUUCUAAUGUGAGAAUAAAGAUACUUUUUACUGGG